Molecule: messenger RNA, 1241 nt
Organism: Zingiber officinale
Lineage: Eukaryota; Viridiplantae; Streptophyta; Magnoliopsida; Zingiberales; Zingiberaceae
Product: F-actin-capping protein subunit alpha
Exons: 10
Coding region: 61-984 (307 amino acids)
Biological process (GO): actin cytoskeleton organization; barbed-end actin filament capping
Cellular component (GO): actin cortical patch; F-actin capping protein complex
Molecular function (GO): actin filament binding
Source: RefSeq, a predicted model, not a curated record
CUCUUUUGAUCUUUUCGGCAAUUAAUUAAUUUAACUCUUUUUUAUCUUUUCUUCCCUCUGAUGGCGGACGGAGGAGGAGAGGAGCCCGAGGAGCUCAGCGACAAGCAGAAGGCGGAGAUCGCGAGAUGGUUCCUCACCAGCGCCCCCGCCGGCGAGAUCCAGUAUGUCGCCAAAGACGUGAGGUCGAUACUAGGGGACGACAAAAUCUACGAGCUUGCCGCUGCAGAGGCUUUUCCCGUCUACAACAAAACUCAUUUUAUCGCUCUCCAGAUGCCCGAUCGAAGUGGCGAUGUGCUUAUUACCACAUAUGGAGAACUUGACAAGAACAACUAUCUUGAUCCUAGGACUGCUCAAGUUGCCACAGUGGAUCAUGCCAAGCAAGUUUGCACUAGUUUAAGACCUGCCAAUGAUGAGGAACUCCCAUCUGCGUAUGUUGAAGAAUUCAGGGGUUCCCUGGAUGCUGAACUUAGCAAAUAUGUUGCAGAAACUUAUCCAAAAGGAACUUGUGCUGUUUACAGCACUAGUGGAAAAGAUUCAGAAGGACCAGGAGUUGAUUUCGAGUUUGCAGUGGUGAUUUCUGCUGCUAAGCAUAGCCCACAGAACUUCUGUAAUGGCAGCUGGCGAUCAAUUUGGACUGUAGAUUUCAAGGAUGAUACACAGAUUGUUGAAAUAAAAGGAAAGAUACAGGUAGUAGCUCAUUACUUUGAAGAAGGAAAUGUCCAGUUGGAUGCUAAAAAUGAAUGCAAGGAUUCCACUAUUUUCCAGUCUCCUGAAGAUUGUGCAGUCUCAAUAACCAACAUUGUUCGCAACCAUGAGACUGAAUACAUGGCAUAUCUUGAGGCAUCUUAUUUAAAUUUACCCGACACCACUUUCAAGGAUCUGAGGAGGAAACUUCCUGUCACUCGAACUCUUUUCCCAUGGCAGAACACCAUCCAAUUCAGCCUCACCAAGGACAUAAACAAAGAACUUGGAAUCGGAAAGUGAAAACGAGGAAGUUGAGGAAAGUGAUAACCUUCGUUCUCACGCUCAAACUUCCUUUUACUCUUGUUUACGUAAAAGAGCGAUCUGUUCUUUUAAUUGUAUUCGUAUAUCUCAUAGCUUUGCCCUUUAUAUUUCUUUUGUAAGUUGCAUCAUUGUAAAAAAAAUAACUUCAUUAGAGACAUUUACCAACUCUUUUUGUACCGAAUUGGCUCGAUGUGUGUGAUUCGCGAUCUUUGAAAGGAAAUCGUUUUUGCGUCUCA